Messenger RNA from Lytechinus variegatus (green sea urchin), 7635 nucleotides. Its product is annotated as NACHT domain- and WD repeat-containing protein 1-like. The record is from RefSeq and is a predicted model, not a curated record. NCBI's taxonomy places the organism in Eukaryota, Metazoa, Echinodermata, Echinoidea, Temnopleuroida, Toxopneustidae. Bases 541 to 5472 code for a protein of 1643 amino acids. The transcript is spliced from 13 exons. Gene Ontology annotation, molecular function: protein binding.
ACAAACUCUUUUCCAUGAUGUGUCUUAUGUUAUAUUUGAUCCCAUUAAAAUAUAUAUCUGAUCUAUAGAUAGGCUGGACAAAAAUGACAAUUUUGGUGAAACGUGUACAGUAUAACAGUAAUAAGGGGGGUUGUACAAGUUUGACAUAAAGCCUACUGAACUCCCUACCUUUUGAUGCAGGUUGAUUACCCGUUAUAGGUAAGAAAAUUGUGCACCCCCUUCCAUCCAUUUAUCUGAAGAGCACUGCAUACUAAUCAUAGGUCAAUAGUUCUAGAUUGAUUUAGGUAACGGAAGACGAAUUAACUCCUGUUUCCUCAUGCACCACUCAGCCUUAGCCCUAUGCUGUGACAUCCGGGAGUCAAAAUGCUUAUAGGGUGACUUGCCAGUUAUUUUCACUAACUUACAUCAUUUCGAAGGCUUUAAGGUCGGCCGUUACAGUUCAUUGAUAAUGUUUUAGUGACGAAGUGACUCCUUUUAUUCCCUGUUGGAAUUUCUCUAAGCCAUAGGAAUACGAGAAAGGGUGUACCAUCAGGUACAGAAAUGGCGGACGAGCCUACAAUAUCAGCUAGAUCAGCGUUCUUCCAGUCUCUGGUGAACGGUGAGACUGAAAACCUACCCGAUCAAGAAUCGAACACCGUGAGGAUCUUCCUGAGUUCUACUUUUACAGAUAUGAAAGAAGAAAGAAACAAAUUGAUGCAAGAAGUAUUUCCAGAGCUUCGACGGUAUUGUCAACAGAGGCAGCUUGAGUUUGAAGUGGUUGAUAUGAGAUGGGGUGUACGAGAUAGUGCCACAGCAGAUCACCUGACAUCGUUCCUGUGCCUUAAUGAAAUUGACAGGUGUAAACGUAUGUCUCAGGGACCUUACUUUGUGGGUUUUCUUGGAAACAAGUAUGGCUACCGACCACUGAAAUCAACCAUUCAAUCACGGAUGUUUAAGAAGCUCAUGACAAUCAUAUCACAAAACGAUCGCAUAACCCAAGACGACAUCAAUCUUCUGAAGAUGUGGUAUGCAGAGGAUGCAAAUGCCAUUCCUCCUGUAUACGCACUUCGACCUAUCACAGCACUUCUUCCACAUUUCCACAACAAGAGUGAACCAGACAAAGAAGGGCAGGCAAGGAGAACCUGGUGGGAAAUGUAUACCAAGAUGAGGAAUGUCUUUGACGAAUUUGCCAGAUCUUCAGCAGCGAGGGAAGUUUACAGCGAACAGGAAAUCCAUUCCUUCGUCAUGUCAGUUACGGAAGAGGAAAUAAGACAUGCCCUGAAAGACAACACAAACAUUCAAGAUACAUGUUUGUUCUUUAUACGAGAUAUUCAGAAUCUUGUUCCGUCUAGAGAAAAUAGAGGUUUAGUUGCAGACUAUGCUGACGUGGAAAUAAAGAAUGGAGGUGAUGUCCAAUUCAACAGGUUUCCUCAAGACAAACUCUCCAUACUGAAGGCAGAAUACAUUCCAUGUUUAGUCCCAUCUGAUUCAGUCAUGAAGUACAAUAUACCCUGGACCGAGAAGGGUUUCGACCCAACAGAUUGUAAGGAGCACAUAGAGUAUCUGAACGACAUGUGCAAAGUCUUUGAAAAGCGGAUGAAGGAUAUGAUAGACAAGAGCCUGCAGGAUCGAAAGAUGUUUACUAGAGACUUGCUCCAGAUAAACAUGUACAAAGAGCUUCUACACCAUUCGUCCUUCUGUAAAAUCAAAUACAGCACAUUUCAAGGACGAGAGGAUUUGAUCGGUUCAAUCCAGGCUUGCCUUACAGCUAAUCUUGAAAGGCCAUUGAUUAUUCAUGGUGUGUCCGGAUCAGGAAAGACCUCUAUCAUGGCAAUGGUAGCCAAACGCAGCAAAGAAUUCUUUGGAAGGAAUUGCGUGACAGUUCUACGAUUCCUUGGAACGUCAGUACAGACAUCUUCAAUACACAUGACCCUUCAAAGCAUAUGUAGACAGAUCUGCAUUGCAUAUGGAGUGGAGCAACCUGCAGAUGAUCACCUGGAUGAUUUCUCAGAAACAGUUCAGACAUUCAACAACUUGAUCAGAACAGUUCCAUCCAAAGAAAGGCCUCUUCUAUUACUCCUAGAUAGCAUUGACCAACUGGCUUCCAAUAAUAAUGCUCAUAUGAUGAACUGGUUACCCAAACACCUCCAUGAAAACACCCAUAUUGUUGUCUCCAUGCUUGAAGAAGAGCACCAAUGCCUUAAAAAUAUUAAAGUGGCUUUGAAGGAUAACAGAUGCUACAUUAAAAUGGACCCUUUGGGAAAAGAUAAUGGUCUUGCAAUCAUGAAGAGUUUGCUAAAGAGCAGAGACAGAACACUGACGCAUGAGCAAGUCGACAUUGUGACAGAUGCCUUCAUAAAAUGUCCUCAGCCCUUGUUCUUGAAACUGUUGUUUGAAGAAUUUGUGAGCUGGCCAUCUUUCAAGAAGAUAGAAGAGAUAAAUCUUCCUGGUAAUAUUUCUGAAGCUAUCUUGUCCUUGUUCAAAGAUCUAGAAGAUCGGCAUGGAAGACUCUUUGUAGCCCAUGCUCUUGGUUAUCUGACAGCAGGAAAGAGUGGUCUGACAGAAACAGAGAUAGAAGAUGUCCUUUCGUGUGAUGACAAAGUCCUCAAUGAUGUCUAUCAGUACUGGGAUCCUCCUGAUGAAGACAUUGUUCGAAUUCCUCCAUCUCUCUGGAAGAGGUUACGUCUGGACAUCGACGAAUUCAUUACUGAACGUCAAGCAGGUGGAAAGACUGUGCUUGCUUGGUAUCACCGACAGUUCAUUGAAACUGCUCAGAAAAUGUAUCUUGGCGACACUUCUACCAAAGUAGCUAGGCACCAGCUACUUGCUGACAUGUUUAGGGGAGAGUAUAGUGAUGGUGCUAUCAAACCAAUUACACUACAUGGUCGUAAGAAGGAAUUCAUAAAGGCUGAUCGCCAAGCAGCAUCUCAACCACUAAUGUUCGGAGACGAUGUUUUCAAUUUGCGCAAGUUGCAAGAACUCCCAUGUCACCUCAUGCAAUGUACACCUGUAGAUUGCUUUCCAAAUGGUUUGAUUAAGUAUGUGAUGUACAACUAUGAAUGGAUUUUAGCCAAGUUGAGAGCUUUAAGUUUCAUGGAACUUAUAGACGACUUCAUGCAGUAUGAUGACGAGAGCGCUCUUCUGAUAGAUGCACUUUACCUCUCGGGGAGCAAUAUCAAGGAGGACCCGUUUGCAUUGGCAGGCCAGUUAAUUGGUCGAUUGACUGACUUUGUGGAUGUAUAUCCAAAUAUUGGAAGACUUCUUCAAGAAGCCAAGUCCUGGAUGCAAACAACUACUCUGCCUCUCAUAAUUCCCAGAGGUGCAUGUCUUAUCCCUCCUGGAGGGCAGUUAAAAGCAUCUCUUGCAGGUCAUCCAAAUAGAGUCGAGGCCAUUCGAUAUGCAUGUUCUGAAGGCAUGCUUGUAACAAUCUGUAAAGAUAAUGAUGGACAACCAAUGGCAAAUGUAUGGGAUGAACCAAAGAUAGAACUCAUUCACACCCUCGAGAUAAAAGCUAAGCAAAAAGCUUCAGGUAAAUUGACACUCGUUCUGAGCCCUGAUGAGAAACAUGUUGUCUUUGGUUGUCAAGUGCUUGGUGUGUUCGCACUUUGUAGUGGGUCACUGGUUUGCAAGUUGGAAACUGGAAAGAACCAUGCUAUCAGCUCAUGCAGGAUACAAGAAGAUGGGUGUCAUGCUGUAGCUGGUGCAGAAAAGGGCACAAAUGUGUACUUGUGGGAUUUGAGAAAUGGGCAACUCUUGAUGAGCUUGAAUCAUCCUGCAGCUGUUCAUUUUACCUUUUUCGAAGGCAAUUCUGAGAUUCUGUCCGUCUGUCAAGAUGGCCGUAUCAGACGAUGGUCAAUCAAUACCAAGGACUGCAUUCACAGUUUUGAGGUUCAUAGGGCUGGUGAUAUCAGGGAAGCAACUCGCUCAGCAAUGAAUAAGACCAUGAUCACAGGAAGUUACGAUGGAACUAUCAAGAUAUCAAGCUAUCUCCAUGAAGAACACAAUUCAAGCAUUACUCUCAAAGCACACAAGAAAGCCAUAUCAUGCCUCUUGAUUUUGUCAGAAAACCGACUUGCUUCUGGUUCUGGAGACUCUGUUGUUUACAUCUGGGAUAUGGUGACAGGAAUGGCGAUAUUGUCCUUCAAAGGUCAUGUUGGGAUGAUCACAUCUCUAUGGUUUGGUAAAGCUGACCAGAGUGCUGCUGACUCACAAGAGAUUCUGGUAACUGGAUCAAAGGAUGAUUGCCUGAAUGUGUGGAGUCUGAAUACUGACCACACUGAGAAUUCUCUCAUCACCUCCUUAGAAGGACAUUCAUCAUGGAUUACAGAUGUAACAGGAUCAAGCAGUCAGAAAAUAUACUCUGCAUCUAAUGAUAAAAGUGCUAAAGUAUGGGACUACAAACGAAAUAUGGUGAUAAAAAGGGAGAGGCACAAAGAGCAUGCAUUUGGACUUGUCUUUGGACCUGACAAAUCAACAGUCAUUACGAGUGGACAAGAAGGUACUGUCAAGUUCUCACGAUUCUCUGACUGCCAGGUGAUCCGCCAAGAAUCUGGCUUUGCCUACACUCUCUUGAUAAGCAGUGAUGGGAAGAAGCUCAUGGGUGGAAUGGUCGAUGAAGGUGUGGUUCGUGUAUGGGAUGUUGUUCAAUCAGAGGACAGGAAGAGUACAUUCGAUCUUGAAGGUCAUGACAAGGAUGUUCUGUGUAUUAUCGAAGGUAAUGAUAACCAGAUCAUCACAGGGUCACUAGAUACAACGGUUAAACUGUGGUCGCUGGAAUCAAAGUCAUGUCUGAAAACACUCGAAGGGCACAAAGGUUCUGUUGAACUUGUGAAAGUGACAAAGCAAGAAGCAGACACUCUAAUCCUAUCAGCAGAUAGUAAGGGUAUGCUGAACAUCUGGAAAUAUAAGACAGGAGAAUGUCUGCUAUCAGCUAAAGAGCACAGGACAUCAAUACGAUGUCUUUCUGUAUCUGAUGAUGGUAAAUAUGCGGUCACAGGAGGAAAUGACAAGAAGGCGCUACUCUGGUCAUUGGAUUCAUCUGAUGGUUCUUUUGGUAAGGUGCUACAACGUUUGGCAGUACAUACAUCAGAGGUAACGUGUGCUAUCUUUAUGCAUGAUGGUAGAAGGAUUAUCACAGCUUCACAUUCAGGAAGUAAACAGCUCUAUAUGUGGAAUAUAUCAGAUGAAACAGACCAACAUUUCAUGGAUGGACAUUCCCACGCAAUCCUAGAUAUGCAUAUAUCAGCAGACGAUUGUUACUUGGUUACAGCAUCCCGUGACUGCACUAUUAAGGCUUGGCAUCUUCCAUCCCGACAGUUGAUGGCGUCCUUUGACUGCAAAUCAGCGAUAAAGCACAUAGAUGUGGUUCACAUCAAUGAAGAUCACUACCGUAUAGGAGGAGAAAACAAAACUGGAACUAUUCUCCUACUGGAUCUGUUUCUCCCAAAAGCAGACAGGUCUGAAGCCUACUAUCAAUCACCAGUAAUGAAAUGAAAUUUGUUAAUAGGUCACCUUAUUUGAAAUAUUUGUAUGCACCCAUAUGCUUUUAGAUUUCUGUGAUACAUUACAACAAAUUUCAUUAAUGAUCGAUGGAACAAGAACAUCUUAAUCAUCUUUUCAUAUACGGUGUUCCUGUAAAUUAAAUGCAAAAAAAAAGGGAUUCUGGAUCCAAAUUCAUAUAACAUGUUAUUAACAACAAUCGCAGGAAGUCUGUGACAAAAAUAAUCAAAUUAUGUGGCAUCAGUACAGGAAGUUAACAGAAAGUUUGUGAAACAGGACUCCUAUCAUGCAUGUAAACACUCCAGGUGCCUAUUGCAUAAAACCUUUUACCUGAGAAAACUCUGGUAAAAACUAGAAACUAAAGGUUAGCAUGAUUUCUGCCGUUGACUUUAACACAGAGCAAAAACCCCCGGUAAAAAUAACCUGAGUUUUCUCAGGUGAAAAGUUUUAUGCAACCGGUCCCAGGAUUGGAAAGAGAAAUGGUUGAUAAAAUGGAUAGUGAACUGAUGACAAUCUAUUAAGAUAAAAGGCUGAAUGAUAAUUUCAUUCUUCAGUCAGAAGUCACAGUAUCGAUGUUAGAAGCACUAAUGCACCACUAUUUAAAAAAAUCCAGAAUCAAUGUAGUCAAACAUGAUUCUAAAGCUUAAUUCAAACUUUCACCUCUCUCUGAUAAAUACCAAAAUGGUGGCAAAAUUUGAAGAAAAAAAAUUGCCAUUACAUCCAGUGUUUUCUACAUAUUACAUAAAUGAAUAGGAUUCAAAGUGUAGGUCUUAUAAAACCAGAUCCUCUAAAUUGAAAAUAAAUAAGUUUAAAAGUAGCUUUAAUUACAUAUUUAUAAAAAGCAAUUACCGUACGUAGUAGCUUCUUUAUCUAUGAUAUAAGGAUAUGAGUCAAUAUACGUAGGUAGUUAGGAACAAAAAGAAAAUAUUAAAAAAAAAACCUUUAAAGGGGGUGGGUGCAUAAAACAUAAGUGUAGCCAGGUAAUAUUUAGUUAUACAGAAAUUCUUGUUUGCUGUAAACAUGAAUUAUUAACAUACUUGUUGUAUACCUCUCUUGAUGUCAUACAUAUAUGGGUCAAGCACUCUAAAGAAUAAAAGAAAUAUAACAGAUAUAUAUUUUACUUCUGAAUUUAAUUCAUUUCACAAAAUAUUAGAAUAGAUUUGGUUUACAAUAUCACAACGAGGGUAACACAUCAUUUGAUCUUCUGAUGCUUGCUCCUCCUACAAUAUCUCUGAAGAUAUUGGAGGAGGGUUGUUAUAGGGUUUGCAGUUUAGAAUUAUGUCAGGAUUGUGAUUAAGGUUAAGGUAAAGUAGGUUAAUGUUUGGCUUAACGUGUGUAUUAUCAAAGGAAGGUAUUGUCAUAGAAGCAAAUGUCGUUAAUCAUUUAGUCAAUUUAUUAUUCUCUAUUGAUAUUCAAUAGGAUGAUGUGAUAGCACUAGGAUUGAAUUGAUGAUUUAUAAAUAAAAGCAUGGAAUGUUAUAUGACAUCAAACACCUACACUAAUCAUUGUUCUCUAUUCAGUCAAAACCACAAAUGAAUAUUUUAAAUGCAAAUAAGAAUGUUUAGUCACACAAUAUCAUAGUAUAAUGAAAUAAGAAAAUACAUAACUUCAAAUAUCAAUUUGUCUGUUAUCUAUGUCUACAUAUAUACAGAUUAUAAUCCUGAUUGAUUAAUUUCUAAGCAUCUAAAAAAUGUGUUGCAACGAAGAUGAUGAAGGAUUUGUAUAGCAAAGUCACUAUAUAUUUCUACUGCACUUUGCUUAUAUGUACUUAAUUACUUCCCAACAAAGAUGUGUCUUCAAUAAUGAUUUGAAAAUGGGUAUAAUAAUUUAAUGAAAAUCAUAAUAUUUGAAUAAUAAUUAUAAGUAUUCUGGACUCAAUUUUGUUUAGAUGAUUUGUUAUAUCUGCUUAAAAAUUCAUACCUCAGUAAUUUGUUUCUUUGUUUUGUUCAUGCAUGUUCAUCUUACUAUAAUUUUACCAGUGGAAAACAAACUUCUUUGUAAUCAUGUUUACGAAGACAAAAUGAAAUAUCUUGUACAUGUAAAAUAACUAGCUUUAGAACUGAUUAUGUACAAAGUGCCAUGUUUGAGUGUGAAACUUUCCUUUGCAUCAUUGUAAUUUUUCAAACCUUGAAUUACAACUGCAUUACAGAAAUUGUC